AAGUAGGAUUCACUCUUUUUCACAGGGUUACUAAUUAUUUUUAAAAUAAGCUGUAAUUAUAAUCAUACUAGCUAUUUAUGAAAACCAAUAUCCAUUAUAAUUAAAUAAGUAUAUUUACGCAUAAAAACUGAAUACAUUACGAUGGAUCGGUUCGAAUACAUGGAAGCACGUUUGUUUGAAGGUGAAAAUUACAUUAAAAGGGAUAGGAACGUUAAAAUUUAUGACGGAGAAGACAAGACUCAAUUUGUGGAUGGAGAAGUUGUCCUAACAACUCAUAGAAUACUGUGGGGCAAGCCUGGCGAUAUACCUAAGGGACUGGUAUGCCUUUCUCUACACUUGUACUAUGUGUUCUGUGUGGAAGAAGAAAGUGCUGGAGUUUUUGGGCUUGGCGGACUUAAGAGAAUAAUAUUACACCUUGGACCUACUUUACCUGGUAAAAGACCAGGACCAGCUGUAGUCAGUCCCUACCACUUUGUAAAAUUAUCAUUCAAAGAUGGUAUAGACUCUGCCUUUUACAAAGCACUAAACGAAGCAGUCAGUGCAAAAGCAUGGGAACAACAAACCCCAACUUCCCCUCUCUCUGCCUUGAGCCCCAAUGCUAGCCCUAAGCCCUCAGUAGCACCAAGAAGUUCUAAAAUCAGAUCUGGUAUAAUCGGAAUUGAAAGAAGUAUAGAGGAGCAACAUAGAGCAACUGAUGAAAGUAUCACCGUGGCAUUUAAGGACUUGACAAGACUUAUGGAGAAAGCUAAAGAAAUGGUUGCGGUGUCCAAAAAUAUUUCUACUAAGAUAAGGGAAAAACAAGGAGAUAUAUCAGAAGAUGACACAGUGAGGUUCAAGGCAUACCUGAUGAGUCUAGGUAUCGACGACCCGGUCACCAGAGAUGCUUUCCGGUCCGAUUCCGAUUACUACAUGGGGCUGGCUCAACAGAUCUCGGAUAUGAUGGUGGCUGUAUUAAUGGAAUGUGGAGGAAUUAUGUCUCUGUCUGAUGUGUGGUGUCGCGUGAACAGAGCAAGAGGGUUGGAAUUGAUAUCUCCUGAAGACUUACUGAAUGCUUGCAAGUUACUCCAAACUGUUGGUGCUCCUAUGUCGCUCCGAAAAUUUCCAAGUGGAGCCUGCGUCCUGCAACUGAACAGCCAUAGAGACGAGGAAGUUGCCAAGACCACGUGUACCAUGCUCGAAGAAAAUGAAAACCUGACGCCUGAAAAACUCUCGCAGAUCGCAAAUGUGUCCGUCCUCCUGGCACGGGAGCGCUUAUUCACUACCGAGCGUUUAGGGCUCGCCUGCAGAGACGAAUCCAUAGAGGGCCUAGCGUUCUACCCAAAUAUAUUCUUGAGGGAAACCUCCUAGAGUUAGAUCACAGAAUAAGUAAUAGUAUCAUACAGAACGGCCACGCACCGCCCCGCCCCGACUCGAAUUACCUCGCCCCGCGACAGCAGAUUGACGGCUGUUUGCCGGCCGCUCGGUAUCAACGAGUGUGAACGCGACCAGACCAACAAGUGUGAAUGCGACCGAUGGUAACGCGCAAGAAUGAGGGUAGACCGAGCGCUGUCUACACAACUUUGACACCCACCCGCUAUCUUCAGUCAACCGUGAACAUGAUGCAUGUAACUGCGUCGAAAUAUCGGGAGCUCAUAAAUAAUACAAAAGGUAAUCAAGAUCUAUAUCCCGGUCAAUAUAAGUCUAGUGAAACUAACCGUGAAUCAU
Messenger RNA from Cydia strobilella, 1704 nucleotides. It is a transcript of the gene Vps36, whose product is annotated as vacuolar protein-sorting-associated protein 36. The record is from RefSeq and is a predicted model, not a curated record. Gene Ontology annotation, cellular component: late endosome membrane; ESCRT II complex. NCBI's taxonomy places the organism in Eukaryota, Metazoa, Arthropoda, Insecta, Lepidoptera, Tortricidae. Gene Ontology annotation, molecular function: phosphatidylinositol-3-phosphate binding; ubiquitin binding. The coding region runs from base 142 to 1347 and encodes 401 amino acids. The transcript has 7 exons. Gene Ontology annotation, biological process: protein transport to vacuole involved in ubiquitin-dependent protein catabolic process via the multivesicular body sorting pathway.